Messenger RNA from Drosophila grimshawi, 2113 nucleotides. RefSeq names its product protein painting of fourth (gene Pof). NCBI's taxonomy places the organism in Eukaryota, Metazoa, Arthropoda, Insecta, Diptera, Drosophilidae. The record is from RefSeq and is a predicted model, not a curated record. Bases 137 to 1837 code for a protein of 566 amino acids. The transcript has 4 exons. Gene Ontology annotation, molecular function: RNA binding.
CACUAUGUCAGCAACUCAACACAGUAAACUUGUAUUUUGAUAAGAAGCUGAUAUUUUAUUAAAUAAAAGUGGAUUUUAACGUAUUAGUUUUAUACGGCACAGUUCUGAAAUAUUAAUCGUUUUUUUCGGGAAAGAUAUGGACCUAAAACGUUCGUCAUCAAUAACGGGUCUGGGCGAUGGCCCAGAUGCAAAGCGCGGUACAAAUCUAAAAGAAGAUGAGUUGCGGAUAGAUCAGGACUUGGGUUCAGGCACUGACAAAGAUUCAUGCGACGCACAGCCCGAAUGUAAUAUGCCGCAGAAUGUAGCCGAGCAACCGGACUGUAAUGGCAAUAAAGUUCAUCGCGACGGUAGUCUAUCGCCCAGUAAUCAUGUUGCUCCAUACACUGGCAACGGUUGUGCACCUUCAUUGGAGUCGUUCAUGUUUCGGCAGACACCCGCCGGCAGUAAGCUAUGCUCUUGGAUGUCAAAUACUGAUUCGAAGACAUCCGCUAAUGAGGAUAAUAAUGGGACAGCACUCUUUGAAUCCGACAUAGAUUCCAAAACAAAUUCGCAGAAAGAUGUUAGACUUAAUCGCAAGGCAAUCGCCAAUUUACGCCGUCAAAGUGCAUUGCGUGCUCUAGAGUUAGAACGUGAACUGACCACGCAAUCACAAUACGCACCAACGCUGCUUAUACGCUUUCCCGAUCCCCAAAUAAGUGUUGCAUCCGUCAGCGGAUUCUCUGGCAGCAUCAGGGAUGUGGUAUUUCCCAUUAAUGUUGCACAGCGAUAUUGCCUUGUCCAUCUCAAGGUUGGUGCGAAUGUGGAACGCACCAUCGAGGAGAUAAAUAAAGUGCGUUUUGGCCAGGGCUAUUUGCAUGCCGAGGUGAAAACUUUUACGGAGGAGGAGCAGGCCGAUUGCAUUGAUCCCUGUUCACUGUACGUGAGCAAUAUUCCGUUCAACAUGAACGCUGCUGAGAUUAAGGCGUUUGUCAACUCCAUGCGAGUGGACAUUGGCGUGAUGAAGCGACAGAAACGGGCACGUUACGCAUUUGUACGCUACUCCAAUGCCGAAACUGCCAAGGAAGCAUUUAGGGAUCUAGUGAGUCGUACCCUAAAUAAUCGCGUGCUCACAGUACGCUACCGACGCCUACGCAAGCGCCAGGGCAAUCCGACACCAGCACCCAUAGACGCCAUAUCCAGUCUGACCAUCGACACAAUUGCAACGGAUGAUGAUAAUAUUGAAUGCUGCGUGAUUUCACCGCCGCCGGUGGAGUCCAUUACCAUAAUUGACAGCGAUGAAGAGCAGCACUGCGGGACACGACUUAACAGCAGUUUGGUGCUAAAGAAACGCGAAAGCACAAUGACUGCACAGGAGAAGGAAAUCCAGCGACUGAAACUGCAAGUGGCCGAGCAUGGAGCCAUCAUCCGGAGCUUACAGAAGCGGGAGAACAAUAUUGUUAAUACCAUUACCAAAGUAGAGCCACAAUCGGAUCUAGCAACACACAAGUCUUCGUAUAUGCAUCGAUCGCUAUCACCGUGCUCCAGCUAUGAUAUCAAAAUGGAAAAUGACUAUUUAGGCAUAACUGAAAGUACGCCUGAGCCUGAACCCGAUUCUUUGCCAGAUGCCCAUUCAAAUUCGCCUUAUGGGCCCACAACUUGCCCCAUUGACGGCAUGGAGGAUCCCAUCAAACCAUCCGAUUGUUUUGGCUGGUUAUUUUCAGGUCUCGGUCGCCGCAAAAGUGCAAAAUCAAAUGCACGGCAGCAAAUCAACGAGACCACAAUCAAGAAAUUUCCAAGAUCAGCCAAUUUGCAAGUCGUACAUGUGCAGGUCGGAGCUAAUUUGGAUGUAGAGGAUUGAAUUCUCGAACUGUCACACCUCAAAAUUGUUAACGUAUGAGACCUAAUUUACGGUACAUAAAUGAGCAUUAUGAAUGUAUGUACAUUAUGUUUGUACAUACAUAUUUGUAUGCAUAGUGUAGACAUAGAGCUCUAGGGUUUUAACACUCAUUUUAAUUUUUAUUUAAUGUUUUUCGAUCACGUUUGCAACGUACAAUUUUUAUAAAUUGUAACACGAUAAUAAUAAUAUGUAAAUUAAAUAAUAAUAUUUCGGUUUUAAAUAUUAAACCCGAACAAA